AUGCGCGCCGAGGCGGCCGCGCUGCCGGAGCGGCACCACGGCUCGCAGACGCCGCAGGUGCCCGCCUUCAUGGGCAGCGGCACGUUCUCGGUGCUGGAGGGGCACGAGCUCGGCGGUGCGCCAGGUCCGACACGCAAGGAGGUCAGGGAAGCGCUGGAGGCGAUGCAGGCGGGGCGCCAGGAGGCGGCACUGGCGGCCCUGCGGAGGUACGCGGCCCCGAGCGAUGGGGAGACGGCGGCAAAGGUGCUGCAGGCGAAAGAGGCGCGGGUCAGGUCUACAAGGGCCCAGCUGGAGGCGCUGGAGCAGGAGCGCGACACCGCGGCCGACGAGUGUGCCUCGGCCAAGGCCUACCUGGAGGAGGCAAGCAAGGAGUCCUUGGAGGGGUCCACCGGUGAGGGUGGAGAAAGUCGGCCGACAGGGCCUGCAGCUGCGGAGAGGUUCCUGGGCUUCGAGAUCCCGUCGGACCUCCUGGAGGAGCUCGACGAGGUGGACGACGCGGAGGCCAAGGCGGAGCUGGAAAAGUCCAGGGCCGAGCUGGAGCGCUAUCAGGAGGAGGGCAGGAGCACGCUGGAGGAUACCGACCAGAAGAGGAAGGAAGUGGAGAGGGUGUUCGCUGAGCUCUACGAGCAAGCCGAGCAGAAGGCCGAGAAGCUCAAGGGAGGAGUGGACCAGGCCAGGGCGCGCGCGAGAAGUGCGACCAAGAAGAGGCGAGUCGGCGAGGAGGCAUGCAAGGAGGAGGCCACGGCAGCAGCUGCAGCGGCGGCUGGCGUGGGCAAGCAAGGCCCCAAGGCAGAGGCGGUGGCAUCAGCGACGACAAUCAAGGAGGAGCCCACGACGGAGCUGGAUGAGGAGACCAAGCCCAGGCGAAGGGCAGCGGCUCUGGCAGAGGCUAAAUCAGACGCUGGCCAGAAGCGGAUGGGGCAGGACGCCGCGGGCGCAAGCAAGGGCGGCAAGUACGGCAAGAAGGACAAGUGCGGCAAGGAAGGAAGCCCUGCGAGGUGCCAGGAGGAGCUGCGGGCCGUCAGGUUCGACCCAGUGCUGGAGCUGCAGCAGCACGUGAGCGGGCAUUUCGAAGGCGCGCUGCUGGGGCCUGGAGGACAGCCACAGCUGGUGAGAGUGGGCUUCCCCAUCGGGGCUUCCCCAUCGGGGCUUCCCCAGGAGAGCGGCGGCUACACGCUCUGGGACGACAGCGAGGAGGACGACCAGUGGCAGCUCGCCAGCGCGCUGGGGUUCUCGGUGCCCAGGCGCAGGAUGGACAGAGGCUUCCAGGACGCGAGGGACGACCCCUGGUUCAAGGACGGCGACUUCGGCAAGGGCAGCAG
Prorocentrum cordatum is the source of this 1322-nucleotide messenger RNA. NCBI's taxonomy places the organism in Eukaryota, Dinophyceae, Prorocentrales, Prorocentraceae. The record is from the annotation of a GenBank genome assembly.